AUGGAAAUUUCUCCGAAUCCGCUUAUCACCUCCAAGUUGGCAAAUAUCCAGGCCGCGUCCGCCCAUGACGAGCAUGCGGGGAAGAAGGUCGAACAAGUUCCACCCUCAGCUAUGGAUAAGAUCCUUGCCAGGCUCUCCCCAAAAGAUCACGCCUCCACUGAAUCUCUCCAUGAGCACACCACAUCGAAGGCUCCUUCUGGAGAAGGAAUUCCAGGUGUCUUGCCUCUCGCUAGCGAUGUAGUCGGAAAUAACGACGUUGGACCGGGUCGGGUCGACAAGGAAGAGGUAUUUAGGUUGCAGCAGGAAUUAAUCGCUGCCAAUUCUCGCAUUGCGAUGCAAGAGCAGGAACUAGCCCAAACUCGAGUUAUCAAACAUACGCUUGAUCAGGCAAUGGGUCCUCUUUCCGAAGUUGACUUUGGAGGUAGAGAAGUCACCGAGCAGACCCUUAACACCCUGCAGCAUGCAUUCAAUAACUCAUCUACUCGCUCAUUCAAUAACCAGCGCCAGGACUUUUGGAUGAACCAGGACGAUGCCCACUCGGACAUCUCAGAGGCUGUUUCUGCUGGUGGCUACAACCAAGCUCGAGGCAUUUGGAACAACUCAAACUCGAACGUUGCGGGAUAUCGUGAUUUCCAUGUACCUGGAGCUGCUAACUUCGGUCACAAUUGGGGUAACCAGCUCACUCGCCAAGCAAGUUUGAUGUCUAAUCAGCGCAUUGCAUCAGGACCAGCCAGCCCACCCUUUGAUCAGGCACAGCCGCUUCCCCAAGGCCUUCGCCGCUCGGUCACUCAAGUCAAUCGUGGUGGUUCAUGCUUUCCUCCUCAGAAUUCUCCAUGGGGCACUUUCACGACUGGAGCUUCUGGAGGCACCCUCCCGCGAGCCAUGAAUCAGCAAGCUGGAUUACAAGGCGGAAUGUUCAAUGUGGCUCCCUAUCAGCCUCGUCCAAUUGGGACACCACUCUCCCCAACUGCCGCUGAGUUUACUUCAUUCAAUAGUGGCACAUGGACCCCAACAACCGCUAGCUCACAAACGUAUGUAUCGCCACUUGAGCCAAUGAACUACCGUCGUUUGUUGGAUAAAAGCGUUUCGUGUGACUGGAAAUAUAUUGUGGAUAAAAUUGUCUGCAACAAUGACCAGCAGGCAUCGAUUUUCCUACAGCAAAAGCUCAAAGUUGGAACCGCGGAACAAAAGUACGAGAUCAUUGAAGCUAUCGUUAACCAGGCUUAUCCACUUAUGGUCAAUCGCUUUGGGAAUUUUUUGGUUCAGCGUUGCUUCGAACAUGGGACAUCAGAGCAAGUUAUUGCUAUUGCCAAUGCCAUCCGCGGCAACACCUUGAGCUUGAGCAUGGAUCCUUUUGGCUGCCAUGUUAUUCAGAAAGCAUUUGACUGUGUACCGGAAGACCACAAAGCCGUCAUGGUGCAUGAAUUACUUCGCCGAAUCCCUGAAACUGUGAUCCACCGGUAUGCAUGUCAUGUCUGGCAAAAGCUCUUUGAGCUACGUUGGAGCAAUGAGCCGCCUCAGAUUAUGGCUAAGGUUAAUGAAGCGCUCCGUGGUAUGUGGCAUGAAGUCGCUCUGGGAGAAACUGGUAGUCUGGUGGUGCAGAACAUUUUUGAAAAUUGCGUAGAAGAUGAAAAGCGCCCCGCUAUCGAAGAAGUUCUUGCCAAAAUUGACCUUCUUGCUCACGGCCAAUUUGGUAAUUGGUGUAUCCAGCAUAUCUGCGAACACGGUGCUCCUCACGACAAAAGCCGCGCAAUUGAACAUAUCCUCUUAUGGGCUACUGACUACAGUAUGGACCAGUUUGCUUCUAAGGUUGUCGAAAAAUGUCUUAAAAUUGGUGGAUCUGAAUUUCUUGAUCGCUACCUUACUAGAGUUUGUACAGGUCGCCCAGACCGUCCUCGCAUGCCCUUGAUUGACAUUGCGGGCGAUCAGUACGGAAAUUAUUUGAUCCAGUGGAUCCUGAUGAACUCCGCAGCCCACCAGCGUGAGCUUGUGGCGAGUCACAUUCGUAAGCAUAUGGUUUCUCUCCGUGGUUCUAAAUUUGGUUCCCGCGUUGCUAUGCUCUGCUGCAACCCAAAUCAUGUUACUCGCCCAGGUCCCGGUGCUGGCCUCCAAAUCAACCGCUUUACUACUCCGAAUGAGGAUCGUUUCGUCUCUGGGAUUUCCGGCGGCAACAGAUUCAACCGUGGCAGCCAAUGGGGCUCAAACUAUCCCCCAUUCCGCUAAGAUCCAUUACGUUUCUAUCCCCCGAUGCUCAUUUAAUCCAUGAAAACAAUAUGUUAAACCAGGUACUCCGCGUCUAACUGAGCGUACUGGAGAAAGAAGCUUCAGAUAUCGAAAUUCGAUUUACGAUCAACAGAUUUUCUCCUUUCUAGGAUUCUCGCUGCAUGUAUUCAUGCUUGAACCCAACGCUACCAUUAAGUUCUCAUUUGGCGUUGGCUUGUUGGAGUCGAUCUGGCCCACAAUCCAAUCUGUCCCCUUUUUUCUUUAGUCUAUUUUUUGCUUCUGUCAGACCUUUUUUUCUUGUCUGGAACUACUUCCAUUUCAUUCACUUAAAUUGCCAUAUCUCCUGUGAUGAUGAUCUUAUCCUGAAUGAUUAAUAGGCGUGGGUGGUUCCUGCGUGCUUUGGUUUACUUACAUGAAGGACCUAGUUCCCUUGUGUUUCGAAGGUGGUUGCGUGUCAGAGGCAUCAUUCUAUUCUUUUACCGGCCGUUUUCACUCCCCGUCCUGGGAUUUCCACGCCAUCAAUCCCCGGUUGAGAUCAUGUGGUUCUACCACCUGCAGCGUUUGGGCGUGCAAAAUCGGUGGAUGGGGUGUUUCUAGUCAAUUGUUACUACUUUAUUUU
Coccidioides posadasii C735 delta SOWgp is the source of this 2842-nucleotide messenger RNA. RefSeq lists its product as uncharacterized. Gene Ontology annotation, cellular component: cytoplasm. Gene Ontology annotation, biological process: post-transcriptional regulation of gene expression. Lineage: Eukaryota; Fungi; Ascomycota; Eurotiomycetes; Onygenales; Onygenaceae. Gene Ontology annotation, molecular function: mRNA 3'-UTR binding. The record is from RefSeq and is a predicted model, not a curated record.